AAGUAAGCGUGUUUCUUCGGUCGCUGAAGCUCCAGAUCGGUAGAAGGAUGUAAACAGAACAAAACAGCCGCCGUGGAUUUGUUGGCUGUUGUCCUGAGUGGACACCGGCUCAUGAAGGUGAACCGGGAGCUCACGGCAGGAACAUUUCCGGAGGUUUCUUCCGUUAAAACAGGCGAGCAGCCGUGAGCAGUGAUGGAGUUGUCUCAGAGGGACCGGCUGUCAGAGCUGGUGGAGGAACUGACCACUUCGGGACAGCCACAGCUCAACCAGGAUAAAAUGAAGGAGGUCAAGAAGCUCUGCAAAGUGUCUAAUGACUGCAUAGACCACGUGUACCACUCAGUCAUGUCCCAGCUCAACCAAGAACACGCUGAGAUCCGAUUGUCUGCCUUCCAGAUAGCCAGUGAGCUCUUCUCUAGAUCGCACCACUUCAGGACACUGGUAGUCGACAACCUUCAGGAGUUCUUGGAGUUGACAGUAGAGACAGAUAUGGAGCAGCCCCUCCCUCCUCCGAAGGAAGUAGCCAAGAAGCUGAGGUCACUGGCCAUCCAGACUGUCCAGUCAUGGCAGACGUCUUAUGGCUCGGCUUAUAAGAAGCUGGCUCUGGGCUACCACUUUCUCAAGCAGGUUAAGAAGGUGGACUUCCAGGAUGCGGAGGCCAGGACAGUAGCAGAAAGGAGGAGGGAGGAAGAGAGACAGAGGAAAAUGGAGAGGAUCUACAAGGAGAGGGUGGAGGCAGCAGUCAAAGACAUGGAGGAGUCAUACCAAGAAAUGGAAGCAACGCUGACAGAGAUGGAGUCAUGUAUGGGGCUGCUUUUCCCUCAGUUUGACCUCACAGGUAUCCAGACAGCCAAGAGCAGCACUUCAAACUCCAAACCAGUCAGUGAGUGUCCUUCAGAUGAUGACCAGCCCUGCUGCAGCAAAGACCUGAAGGAUGAUGGAAGAGAAAGAAAGAUGCACGAAAGGGAGGAGGGCAGGGAAGAAAAGAAAAGAGACAAUGGAAUGACAGAGGAGAACAACAGGGAGGAGAAAAGGUCUGAAGGUGAGGAGAGGAGAAACGAGGUUGAAGAUGGAGAAGAAAAGAAGGGAGAAAUGGAGAGUGCACAGGUGGAGCAAGAGCUGGAAGAAGAUGACGAGGAAGAGGAGGAAGAAGGAAGUAGUGAAGAAGAGGAAGAGGAGCCACUUGACGAAGACUCGUUUUUCAGGAGCUCGGGGCUCAUGUCUCACUCCUACAGUCUGGACCUGAACCUAAGUCCUGGUCUACAUGUGAAGGAGACAGAAGAUAAUGAGGCGGUGGUUUCCACGGUGAUAGACCUCCAUAGACUGAUAACAACCAAACACCUGCCGGCCGUGCAGGGCUGGGUUCAGGUCUUUACCAAGUCAGGUGCAGAGCAGCAGCUGUUGAGAAGAGCGUUGGAUCUGAAGAGGUCUUUAGAAGCUGCACUGCAGAAACAUGAGGAGCUUCACAUCGACUACAAGACCAGGAUCCGCAGAGUGAUGAAGGCUUCUUCAGACGGAGACGACGACGAUGACGAUGAUUUUGACGAGGUUCCCGAAAAAGAGGGCUUUGAGCCUCACAUUCCAGAGCAUCUGCGAGCCGAGUAUGGUUUGGAUCCCUCUCCUUCCACCUCAACGGCACCAGUCGCCCCCAAAAAACCUCCUGCUAAAAGACCUGCAGCCCCUCCCCCUCCAUCCCACUCCUCUGCUUCAUCCUCCAGGAGGCUGAAGCGACUCUUAGAGGAGGAGCAGGAUCCAACGUCUGCCGUCGCCACGCUGCGCCUCCUCAGACAGAAGAUCCCUCUGCCCACAGAGUCCAGCAGCGACUCUGGUCCCAGUUCAUCUCAGUCCGGUUCAGAACAGAAGGCUGCUGAUGCUCCUGUGGUUCCAUUCGGUUUGGAUUUGUACUACUGGGGUCAGGAGCAGCCCAACGCCGGCAAGAUCAUCAAGUCAGCCUCUCAGCAUCAGUUCUGGGUUCCCAAAGAGGUGGAGGAGGAGGUGGAGAACCAGGAGCUGCUGGCGGAGAGCAGGAGCAGAUACAUCUCGUUCCCUGGGACCUUCACGCCCGUCAGCCAUUUCUGCAGAGCUCCACUGGAUAACGGAAAACUGUGUCAACGGCAAGAUCGCCUCAAGUGUCCUUUCCAUGGUCGGAUCAUUCCUCGAGACCAGGAGGGUCGACCCUGCAGGCCGGAGGACCGACGGAGGGAGGAGCAGGAGGAGAGGAGGAGAAGAGAGCAGCAGCCUGAUUGGCGUGACGCAGAGCUGAUGCGAGACAUCGAGGCAGCGACGGGAGAGGACCUGGGUUCUAGUCGGGUGGGCGGUAAAAGAGGGAAGAAGAAGAAAUAUCCCAACCUCAGCGAUCUGAAGCAGGGCACCAACACCACCCGCUCCAGGCUGGAGAAAAAAGUCUUUAACAAGAGCACCAUGCGAAGAGUGGCUCAGGUGAUGAACAAAGCUGACAAGAGAAAACACGACAAGUUCUCCAACCAGUUCAACUACGCUCUCAACUGACCUCCAGCAGCCGCCACAUGCCGUGAACUGAACAAGAGGCGGACUCGGUUCACCUCUCAAAGAAUUCUGGUUCAUCUCAGCCUGGUGCCUUCGGUCCAGAUAUGAGAUGUUCAUACAGAGUGCAAAGUUAGCUCGGCACACAGAGACACAAUAGUCACAUCAGGGCAAAUACAGCAGGUUGAAAUCAGCUGAAAUUAUUCUGUGUAACGAGCUUUCUUGGAAACAAGAAAGGUUUUAAUUUAUUGAGGGAUGCGGUCUCCAGGUUAACGUGACUGGUGUGUGAUUGCAGCUGAAAUGAUUUAACUCCUUUUUAAGGAGAAGCCUUAAAUGUGAUCAGUUAUCAAAUGUACAAACAGGGGAGGAGUGUUUUUGUCCAGAUCUGCAGCUUUACACCUGAUAAGAAGUGAUGGAGUUCUAGAAAAUGAAAAUUGUAUUUCUUAUGACCUAAUUUAUUGCCACAUUGUUAAGCUUACUGUUGCCUUCAUGUCUGCCAAGUCCGGGUUCCUUUUUCUACAACUGACCCAUUUUUACUCUUUUUCUACUAUUUUCUUGUUGAAUGUGUUAAAGUGAUGUAUUGAUGUGUUUGUCAAAGAAAACUGUAAAUCUUUAUUUCCCGCAGCCUGUCCUGUUCGUGUCUUUGUCUUGUCCUCCACGUUAAUGAGGUUCAUUCAGGUUUAAUUCAGCUCAGAGAUCUGCAGCACAGUGGGUAAGUUUAGAGAAUGACUGUGAGCAUGAGUAGCUAAAUAUAUGAAGAGAAUAAGAACACAUAUUUAGUUUUCAUUCAAACAGCAUAUCAGUGCUACACAAAAUAAGGUUUGAGACACUUAAUUUGUCUUAUACCUGCAUUCUGUCGAACAGCCAGUAGGGGGCGACUCCUCUGGCUUAAGAAAAUAAAGGCAGAUUGUAUGGACAUA
Molecule: messenger RNA, 3419 nt
Organism: Stegastes partitus (bicolor damselfish)
Lineage: Eukaryota; Metazoa; Chordata; Actinopteri; Pomacentridae
Gene: uvssa
Product: UV-stimulated scaffold protein A
Exons: 15
Coding region: 193-2505 (770 amino acids)
Biological process (GO): response to UV; transcription-coupled nucleotide-excision repair
Cellular component (GO): chromosome
Molecular function (GO): RNA polymerase II complex binding
Source: RefSeq, a predicted model, not a curated record